CGGAGAGACGAUUUAGUGGUCAAACUAUCUUGUGUACCUUAUCCACCGCUAAUCAGAUUAUUAGAUGAUGCUGGCGCCGAUAAAGAUACCGCCGUCAAGGCGGCCUUGCAGAAGUUACAAGAAACUGUCGUGUCCCUAGAGCAACAGCUUGACACGGAGAGGAAGCUUCGCACCAAAACAGAGACUAACCUCAAAAGUGUCAUGAAGCAAUGGAAGCAGGUCGCUCAAGAACUGAGCAAACAACAGACGGAAGCCAAACCUUUCCAUGCUGUCACAGACGAUUAUCUCAAACAGCUAGUUCAGGAGCUUAAAUAUGAUGUAAGGUGUUUUGCAGAGACUUAUUUCGAAGAUUUGCCAUCACAGCCAUGGCCUCAGCAACCUCAGCUCGAAGAUGGUAGUGUGCCACUUCGCGUCCUGCCUGAGGCUUACGAGCAAUACCCGAUAUCCCCCGCACUCGCACAAUCGUUCGUCUGGCGCAUUCUGAAAAACAAGAUUUUCGAGCGCUACGAAUGGCCAGCCAAUAAAUCUGUGGGCAUUGAUCUAUACGGCGUGUCCAAAUUCCUGGAACCAACCAAUGGCGUGAAUGAAGUAAAUAGCACCGCACAAUCCGAAGCUCUCAAAAAGUUCCAUGUCUGGCGAGCGAUAACCGCGAAUAUGGUGUUUAAUGCAGACGCCGCUGCCAGCCCGAAGGAUAGUUGGAGCACAUUCAAAGAUUCGCUAAUUACAAAGCACAUCGACCCGAUUGCUUUAGCCUUUGUUCCAGAGGUAGAGUAUAGACGAUACUACGACUUGCUUGGCAACAUCGUUGAAAAAGCUCUGGUGCUAGAUAGGGAGAUCAGUAGACAAGCGGCCUGGGUUCGCUGGGUUUUCGAAGAAUCGGAAAGUUCUACGAGCCAAGGGAAUGUAGACAUUAUCGUUGCGCCUGCUCUGGUGAAGCGCGGCAGGUCGGAUGGGGAUGGGUUCGAAGAGCAGAGGCAAUUAUUACCAGCGGAUACUUUUGUUAUUCAGAGUCUAUUGUUAUCAAAGACGAAUAGCCAAGAGGAAACGGCAAGCCCUACAGAGGAGCCCGCAGAGAGCCCUACAGAGGAGCCUACGGAGGAGCCUACAGAGAACUCAAGCAGAUAGGUACCUAAGUUUAUUGCUAAGAUUUUAUAUUGUCGAGGUUUGAGAGUCUCGUGGUGCUCGCCUAUACCCUCUUUUCCAUCAAUGAGACUUGCCUACUACUUUAUUAUCGAGGCCUCUUGAAAAUCCCCAACCGCCUCUCCAGUCUUGAAAAUCACAUCUAACAAAACUUUGUCGCCAGUUCAUAUCAAUGUCCAAAGAUUCCAAUGUGACCAGACAAGGUAUGAGGUAAACUUGACCAGGGCAGACGCUAACAGACACUCGUGCUCUAUCUAACGC
Messenger RNA from Xylaria bambusicola, 1401 nucleotides. RefSeq lists its product as uncharacterized. NCBI's taxonomy places the organism in Eukaryota, Fungi, Ascomycota, Sordariomycetes, Xylariales, Xylariaceae. The transcript is spliced from 2 exons. The record is from RefSeq and is a predicted model, not a curated record. Bases 202 to 1125 code for a protein of 307 amino acids.